GUCAGUUGAUUGUCAACUGUCAACUUGUCUUUGUCGUCUGUCAGUACGUGUACGUCAGUCUUCAGAGUCAGUGCUGUUUUUUGCUAAUUUUCUCGCAAGGUUAAAAAUUGCCGUUUUGUUUUGGUGGUAUGUGGUGAACAGACAAGAUGUCACUGUGGGCAAAAGUACAAACGCUUCCACCAGGGAGUCUGCAACAAAUUUAUGGGGAUGUGUUUCCUAUUGAAGUCAGACACUACCUAGCCCAUUAUAUUGAAGAAAAGUUUUGUUGUGAUAUUGAUCCAGACAAUCCACAACAUGAGCAGUACAUUGCAAGCUUGAUCAACUCUUUAAUCAAAGAGAUAGAGGACAAAGCAUCAGUUGUAACUGAUUCAGAAUAUUUCCUUACAAAACUAAAACUUGCUGAAGCUGCAAAGUUAUUCAAAGAAAGAUACAGUUCUUGUCCAAUGCAACUCUUUACCCUUAUUCGUAGCUGUUUAGCUGCUGAAAUGAGACUGCUUAAUGCAGCCGGUGUGGGCAAUUUCAAUGGUUUUUCAAAUUUGAUAUCGAACAGCAAUGCAGAAAUUUUACAAAAGAUCAACGUUUUAAGAAACAGAACUCAGAGUACAGCGGAAGACAUAAGAAAAAUGGAGGAAGAGUUAGAGUCGUUUGCAUUACAAUAUCAUGAGUGUCAGAAAAUUACAGCACAUUUGCAGCAGAUGAUUACCCAACAGAACUCACAAAUAUCUAACAGCAAUGCUACAAAACUUCAAAAACAAAAAGAGGUAGUAGAAGCCAGUCUCAACCAAAAGUUGGCUGCCCUGUUACAGUUAAAGUUAGCUUUAGGCGAUAAAUUAAAAGAAACGUUUCAAUUGGUGGCCCAGUUACAAACACAUGUUUUGGACGAGGAACUUAUUAAAUGGAAACGAGACCAACAGUUGGCUGGAAAUGGAGCUAACUUCAAAAGCAAUUUAGACACUAUACAGGAAUGGUGCGAAAGUUUGGCAGAAUUAAUUUGGUUGAAUCGGCAACAAACUAAAGAGGUUGAAAGGUUGAAGCAGAGAGUACCUAUGGUUGAUCCGCCUGUAGUAGCUGAUGUGCUACCUCACCUACUUCAGGAGUUUACACAGUUGCUGUCGACGCUAGUUACCUCGACUUUUAUUAUCGAAAAACAACCUCCACAAGUAAUGAAGAAAAAUACGCGAUUUACUGCUAGUGUUCGCCUCCUGGUUGGAGGAAAACUGAACGUUCAUAUGACGCCACCACAAGUUAAAGUUACAAUCAUAUCAGAAUCGCAGGCGAAUAUGCUUUUAAAGAAUGACAAACUAGGCAAAAAUGAAAGUUCUGGAGAGCUUUUAAAUAAUAUUGGCACAAUGGAAUACCAACAAAGCUCCAGACAACUUGCGGUGAGCUUUAGAAACAUGCAGUUGAAGUCGAUCAAAAGAACCGAAAAGAAGGGUAAGGUUCAUGGAUCUGAAAGUGUAAUGGAUGAAAAGUUCUCUCUACUAUUCCAGUCACAAUUUAGUGUCGGAGGAGGAGAAUUAAUGUUCCAAGUGUGGACCUUGAGUUUACCAGUUGCAGUUAUUGUUCACGGUAAUCAAGAGCCGUAUGCUUGGGCGACUGUUACAUGGGAUAAUGCUUUUAGUGAAUCUGGCAGAAUACCUUUUGCUGUACCAGAAAAAGUACCGUGGGUUAAAGUAGCAGAAAUGCUAUCUCUUAAAUUUCGAGCCGCCACUGGAAGGGGUCUAACGGAGGACAACUUACGAUUUUUGGCAGAAAAGGCCUUCAGGGGUAAUUACAACGAAUCAACAAAUGCCAUGCUAAGCUGGUCGCAGUUUUGUAAAGAACCAUUGACUGACAGGAAUUUCACUUUCUGGGAAUGGUUUUUUGCCAUCAUGAAACUUACCAGGGAGCACCUAAGAGGACCAUGGGCUGAUGGUGCCAUCAUGGGUUUUGUCAGAAAGAGAAAGGCGGAGGAGAUUCUAUCUUCGCGGGUUCAAGGAACCUUUUUAUUAAGAUUUUCUGAUAGCGAGUUAGGAGGUAUAACAAUCGCUUGGAAUUCCGAUUCUGGAGACGUUUUCAGUUUGCAACCUUUUACACAUAAAGAUUUUGCCAUCAGGUCUCUGGCCGACCGCAUUUCAGAUUUAAAUCACUUGAUAUAUCUAUAUCCAGAUAUAUGCAAAGAGAUUUUGUUUGGAAAAUAUUACACACCAUAUCAAGAUAACCCUCCAUCGGCGAAUAAUGGUUAUGUCAGGCAAAUAUUAGUGACUCAGAUUCCAGGUUUUACUUGCUUUCCUAAUUCUUACCCCAACACGCCACAACACGAUUCCACUCGUGAUACAGCGUCGGUAAUUAGUAGUUGUCCUGGAUCUGUAGCUUCGACGGUCCCCAGCCACAUAAACGGUCCCACGGAAUAUCUCGACCAAUUUGAGGACAUAAAUGGAUUAGUCAACUUUGAGAUGAUGAGCUAGGACGAGCGAAGGCAAAAUUUACAUCUGUAAAAUUGAUAGAUUUAUAAAUACGUAGGUUUUAUGUUUUUGAUUGGACGGACCUCAUUUUACUGAAGGUAACAAACCAAUCUGUGAUAAUCCGUCUGUAUGGUCAUAACGAGUUGUGAUAUUGUAUCAAAUUACUAUUUUUAUAACCUUUUCAUUAGACAUUCAGACAAAUAGUAGAUCCUGCGCAUAAAUUCUAUCAACAAAUAGCUCAGGGAAAUAAAAUUUCUCUCGGGACAAAUCCUGGUAUCUGAAAAUUUUUUAAGUUAUUAUAGGUCUAUACAAAGAAAACCUAUUAGUCAUGGAUCCCGCCUAUAUAAAGAAGGCCUAUAUAAAGAAAAGCUGAAAAUAGUAUUUUUAGUGUCGUAGCACCUUUACUUUACCUGGGGAUGAGGCGAGUUAAUAAAUUAUAUUUUCUUCGUAAUAUGUACAAAUAAUCUAUAUAAAAUCUCUAUAUAUAAGGCAUAAAAUAGUUCUAAGAAUAAAAAAACACGAUUCACUUCAGAUUGCUUCAAAUGCACUAACGCUUUGUAUAAAAACAAAAUACUGAAAAUUCUACAAAAUUCAAUUCGUAUUGUCAAUAGUUCGGACUGCAAGUUAUUAGAAAAUAAAUCUCAUUUUACAAUGUCUUAACACUGGCCGGGCAAUAAAAAAAGGUAUUUAUGUACCGCUGUUUAGUACUCUAACGCUUCGAAUAAAAACAGAUUUUAAAAAUUCAACAAAAUUCAAUGUAUCAGUUGUCAAUGGUUCCCACUGCAAGUUAUUAGAUAAAUAAAUAUCAUUUUACAAUGACGACACAGUCUUGGCAAUAAAAAAAGGUAUAGAUGUAAAAGAAGAAGAAGAAAUGUAGAAAAUAUUUUACCUCUAUUUAGAUAUUUAUACCCUUUUAUACAAAUACCAACUUCGCAAGUGCUUGGGCACGCUCGUGUCGAGUCGAGCGCGUAUAUUAAGGGGUUAAUAAUUUUUAAACGUGUCAUUUGGUCUGUGUCACAUGUCAGAGAUUGGACAUUCUUAAUGAAACACUCUGUAUAGAUCUAUAAUAACCAAAAAAAUUUUCAAUAGCUGGAUUUGUUACUGUCCCGAAAAAGGUCUUUUUGGCUUAUUUCCCUGGUGUAGAAUGACUUAAAGUAGGAUUAAUUAUAAAUAAUGAAACAUAUCGAUUCGUGGUAUUGCUUUAAAUGUGAUUAAUUUCAUUGGGAACCACUUUAAUGCCAUAAUGCAAGUGCAAUAUAUCAUUAAUUUGUUGUAUAAUUCAGCUGUUUUUAGUAUUUUAGUUUUGUAAUAUUUUACAUAUUUUUAACACGAAAAUUUUUUGUUGUAGUUUUAUAGAAUAGUUAAUAAAAAUAAAAUUCGUUACUUGUA
Messenger RNA from Diabrotica virgifera virgifera (western corn rootworm), 3833 nucleotides. RefSeq names its product signal transducer and activator of transcription 5B. Gene Ontology annotation, molecular function: RNA polymerase II cis-regulatory region sequence-specific DNA binding; DNA-binding transcription factor activity, RNA polymerase II-specific. NCBI's taxonomy places the organism in Eukaryota, Metazoa, Arthropoda, Insecta, Coleoptera, Chrysomelidae. Bases 147 to 2447 code for a protein of 766 amino acids. Gene Ontology annotation, biological process: regulation of transcription by RNA polymerase II; defense response; cell surface receptor signaling pathway via JAK-STAT. The record is from RefSeq and is a predicted model, not a curated record. The transcript has 14 exons.